GCUCUAGGGGCUCCAAGUUCACAAGUCACUGCAGGAUCUGGCCGCCCCUUCUGCUCUCAUCCCUUCGCUCCCGGUGCUGCAGAGCUAUGGGCCUCCAUCCUGCUCCUCAAUCACACCUGGCCGGCUCCUGCCACUCUGUGUGGCAACGGUUACAUUCUGAGAGCAUGGCACACCGCGUUCCGUCACUCAAUCUCCACAGCCAGGAGGCAGGGCUUCUCUGUCCCUCACCUGGGCUAGGUGGGGAUCGCAGUUGCUCUUGGACCAGCUGUUCCAGCCGCUGGGCCACCAGAGCAUAGAAAUCCGGAGUGGCUGAGCCUGGGGUGAGAAGAGCCAAUGAUGGGUCUCCGGGACAUCGGGAAGUUAUGGAUUCUCUCCGCCUCGCCAGGCCGAACUAUGGGUACCCAGAAGCCUCGGAUCCUGCCCUGGCUGAGGACGCUGCUGGACCAGAGGCGGCUGGAGGGGGUGGCCUGGCUGGACGAGAGCCGCACGCGCUUCCGCAUCCCUUGGAAACACGGCUUACGCCAGGAUGCCCAGCAGGAGGACUUUGGCAUCUUCCAGGCCUGGGCCGAGGCCAGCGGCGCCUACACUCCUGGAAAGGAUAAACCUGAUCUGCCCACCUGGAAGAGGAAUUUCCGAUCAGCCCUGAACCGGAAGGAGGGGUUGCGUUUAGCGGAGGACCAGAGCAAGGACCCACACGACCCGCACAAGGUCUAUGAGUUUGUGAACCCAGGAGCUGGGGACUUUGCCGAGCUGGACACCUCUCCAGACACCAACAGUGGAUACAGUAUCUCUGACACCCAGGAAGACACACUGGAUGAGCUAAUGAGUGACAUGGCCUUGGACCCAUUCCCAGAUGGGGGGCCCUCGAGCCUACCUGUGGUCCCUGAGCAGGUCCCUCCCUUCCUGCUGAGCCCCACCUUAGACACCCCUGCCCCCUGCCCAGACUUGCAGCCCCCGGGAAACCCACUAAGGCAGCUGCUGGUGCCUCAGGACGAGUGGGAGUUCGAGGUGACUGCCUUCUACCGGGGCCGCCAAGUCUUCCAGCAGACUGCUUUCUGCCCGGGGGGCCUGCGGCUGGUGGCAUCAGAUGCAGACCCGACACUGCCCGGACAGCCAAUAAUCCUGCCGGACCCCGGGGUGUCACUGACGGACAAGGGCGUGCUGGUCUACGUGAGGCGGGUGCUGAGCUGCCUGGGCGGGGGGCUGGCUCUGUGGAGGGCGGGACAGCGGCUCUGUGCCCAGAGGCUGGGGCACUGUCACACAUACUGGGCCUUGGGCGAGGAGCUCCUCCCAGACAGUGGCCACGGGCCCACCGGCGAGGUCCCCAAGGAUAAGGAAGGAGACGUGUUCGACCUGAGGCCCUUCGUGUCAGAACUGAUCGCCUUCAUCGGAGAAAGCAGACACUCACCUCGAUACACCCUCUGGUUCUGCAUUGGGGAGCCGUGGCCCCAGGACCAGCCGUGGACCAAGAAGCUCGUGAUGGUCAAGGUUGUUCCCACAUGUCUCAGGACCCUGCUGGAGAUGGCACGGUUGGGGGGCGCCUCCUCACUGGAGAACACCGUGGACCUGCACAUUUCCAACAGCUACCCAUUCUCCCUCACCUCGGACCAGUACAAGGCCUGCCUCCAAGACCUGAUUGAGGACAUGGAUUUCUGGGUCCCCGGGGAGAUCUGACCCCUCACUCAUAGAUGCUGGCCCCUCGUGCCCUCACUUUAGCCAAUAAACUUUCUUACCACUGUCA
Messenger RNA from Suricata suricatta (meerkat), 1741 nucleotides. It is a transcript of the gene IRF3, whose product is annotated as interferon regulatory factor 3. Gene Ontology annotation, biological process: immune system process; regulation of transcription by RNA polymerase II. The record is from RefSeq and is a predicted model, not a curated record. Gene Ontology annotation, molecular function: protein binding; RNA polymerase II cis-regulatory region sequence-specific DNA binding; DNA-binding transcription factor activity, RNA polymerase II-specific. Gene Ontology annotation, cellular component: nucleus. NCBI's taxonomy places the organism in Eukaryota, Metazoa, Chordata, Mammalia, Carnivora, Herpestidae. The transcript is spliced from 9 exons. Bases 334 to 1674 code for a protein of 446 amino acids.